Molecule: messenger RNA, 390 nt
Organism: Fusarium verticillioides 7600
Lineage: Eukaryota; Fungi; Ascomycota; Sordariomycetes; Hypocreales; Nectriaceae
Exons: 2
Coding region: 1-390 (129 amino acids)
Source: RefSeq, a predicted model, not a curated record
AUGAUGGACAACUCGGCCAAUUGGCGUAUACCAAAGUCUAUGUCCGAAGUGAUUACUGGAUAUAUUGGUGACAUAAGGAGCAUCCAGAGGCUUUGGCUUGGCUAUGGUGGCAACUACGUGGCCGAGAUCUCGGACGAUGAUUAUCAGUACCACCUCGAUGAUUACAACGACCUUAAGGAACAUAUGGAAGAUAUAGAGGAAGAGAUUUAUCUGAACAACAUAACCAGUGAAGGGCCGUCAAUCAAGCAACUUGCUAUGAAUAUUGAAGAUCCUAGAGGAUACAUUCUGAUCAGGGACCGGGAAGAAGUAUCCUUGGGAACUGGAAUAGCUGGUAGCCAUCUUAGACAAUCAUGGCAAAAGUUCAGAGAUGAGAACGAGAAUACUUGGUAA